This is a messenger RNA of Trichophyton verrucosum HKI 0517, 2631 nucleotides long. RefSeq lists its product as uncharacterized. NCBI's taxonomy places the organism in Eukaryota, Fungi, Ascomycota, Eurotiomycetes, Onygenales, Arthrodermataceae. The transcript is spliced from 3 exons. The record is from RefSeq and is a predicted model, not a curated record. Bases 1 to 2631 code for a protein of 876 amino acids.
AUGCGGGAGACUGACGGGACAAAAGGCAAGCAGAUGGCUGCCGAGCAGUCUCAGAGUGUGCGGCCGAGUGCUCGUCUGCAUACGCUGAACGAUGGCGUCCAUAUACCUGCUGGGAGCUCAAGCGCGGCUGGAUCUCCCUUUGUGAACCCAACGUCGACCCUCCUUCAGAACCUCAUCAACGAACAGCGCGCUUCUCGUGGUCCUCGAGCCAGCUCUGCCUGUGAACAGCAUCAUGUCGAGAACAGUCCCCAGGCCCCUAAUACUGCUGCAACUACAGACCAACAAGAGGACUCGUCCUCUGAAAAGCAGCGCAAGAUUAACAAUGCCCUGUCGGCAGGCCUCAAACAGCCCCGCGAGAUGGGAUUCAGGGAGAUGGACCAGUAUGUAUCAAAAUUGAACAAGCUGAACUUCGACCUGAAGCUUGAGGUAUUCCAUCGCACGCAGCAGGUAUCUGCUCUGGAGAAGAAAUUGGAAAAGAUGGAUGAACUCGAAGAGCAGGUUCAGCAUAUGGAACUUAUGGACCAGGAGUUACAAGAACUCCGCGCCACUGAAGAGGAUAACCAACGACUCAGAGAGUCAAACGAGGAACUAAGAUCGGAGCUCGACAAACGAGACCAGGCCGUCAAUGAAGCAGUUGAACUCAUCUGCCAGCUAGAAGCGAAGUUGGAAGCCUUUGAAGCUCAGAGGGAAGAAGAACGCCCUGUGACCGCCAGACCUUGCUCCAGUGACAGCACGGCCGCUGUGUUCCAAUCUAGUUCUCCCCAGGCACUCACGCCCAAGAACAAGAUAUAUCUGGAUGUCCCCGAGCGCACAUCUUCCCGCAGGGAUAAGCGGCCGUCAAUGUCCCGUAGCUACUCCAACCAAAUGGAGGUCCAUGCCCAGACUCCCACUCCUCCUCCAGGCGCCGUUAGGCGUCCGCAGCGUCAGCCCUCCUUUCUUCAGGGAGAGGAUAACAGCACCAGCGCAUUGAGGAAUGUAUAUAUGACGGAUUCAGACAAAUCUCGAACAACAUUCAAUGCCUUUUCCACACGAGGGACUGAUGAUGGAACGCAUGAGAUGGAGUCUCCUAGGUUGAGUGCAUUGAGUGAAUGCAGCUAUCUGGAUCCGCCACAAAGCCCUUCAGACGCAUAUGGACCAGGCCGUUCGAAGCUGAAGGUCAAUACCGACCUUGCUACUGCAAAGAUCCCCAUCGAAGACUCGCGAUCCCCCCGAGACCGUUCUCACAGCGUAUCUAAGAAACCAACUAGCCUUUCACGUAUAGAACACUGGAUGCAGCCUGAUGGGAUGGAAACGACAAGAAUAUCCAAGCCGAAGGAAGCCCGUCAGCAAGAUGCAAUUCUACGAACGCCAACAAACAACCAAUUUGCUCUGCCUGGGGCUAAACAGCCUUCAAAAGGUUCUAACUUUGAACCUCCAUCUUUGGUCAUUCCUCAGUAUCAUGCCGCCAGACUCCCUCCAACGCCAGAUACAAUGAGCACAACAUACGCUGAUAUGCGCAACAAAUCCAACACAAGCAUCAUUGCUGAGCGAAGUCGAUAUGACCGUUCAAGUACUAUUGGACGAACACUUUCCAUUGACCGCACACUCGGACGCCGUCGAUCAGCAAACGACGUUGCUACUACACGACCUAGCACUGCAGAAACAAUUCUGUCCGACGGUCUGGAGACAUGGAGUGACUCGACUCAGCCAGCCUUUAUUACUGAUGAAGAAUACCAGAUGGCAAGCAUGUUUCCAUCCUUUGCGUAUACUCACCGUCCAGCUACCCGGAAUUUUGACCCUGCCCUUCAUGCCGGAGCUGUCAAUGAGUUGGGCGUAGUUAUACCCAAAAACAGGAGCCGUAAUGGUCGUGAAAAGUCUUCCCAGGAACAGAUUCGAAAGGUGUCCAAUGCCCCGUCCCUUACGCCCGAGGAUUGGCUAGAGGCUGCACUGCCUGCUUCUUCCUCCAACGAAGAUAAAGAUAUCAAGCCCGCCCAGCAUCUAUCCUCAGAGCCAAUGGAGCAACCCGCAGGCAAUGAACAGCAAACUACUCCUGUGAGCAACGGCUUCCGCAAUAGAGGUGCUCGUGUCCUUUCUGAACUUCAACCCCGUCGGCGUAUCAACCUGCGUCCUCCAUUCUUCAACAAAACUCCUACCCUUUCUCCUGCGGUCCGAAGCAAUUCCAUAGCAGGCCCUUCUUCGUCCGCCGGAAAUUCACCAGCGACAGGUCCUAAAACUCCACAAAAUGACCACCACGAGACACCCUCCCCCACCACCCACGCAGGAGGCACAACCCGCAGACCAAAGACCUCAGAAACAAACGACCAUAAACGGCGCAGCUCGCACGGUUUCUUUGGCUGGAUGAAAGGUUCCGGUACUGUCAAGGAUGCUGAUCCAUCUCUAACUCCGCCUGCUACGGCAACUUCUGUUCUAUCAGCGUACGCUCAUCCCCAGCACGAUCAACAGAAGGUUCCGUCACACGCACAGACACAAAGAACGCCCGUUCGAGGAAGUACUCGACCUCUCUCUGCACUGGCAUUUACCAAUGACCUCUCCAGUUCUCCCACCGAAAUGAACCCACUCUCUGCUUCAAUGCAUGCAGAGGAGCCGUCUGAUCGACGCUCACGCUUCUCUGUCCGCCGACCACGCAGAUGA